AUGGGCAUUGCUCGUUACUGCCCGGUGUACAGCAAGCGCGGCUCCACUAUUCGUCUGGGGACUCCUUCAGGAGUUCGUUUUGAGAGCGGUACGUAUUUGGAAAUGAAUGGCAAGAUUUGUGAGCAGCUAAAGAACGACGAUGAGGUGUGGGUGGAGCUAGAAGAGGAUAAGAAGGAGACUGACCGUCCUAGCAUCCCGGGUCUACGUAGAGAUGCUCGUGUGAACGGCUCUAGCUCUAUGUCGCCACUCGCAUCGUCUGGGGUUAACACGCCAUAG
Molecule: messenger RNA, 276 nt
Organism: Perkinsus marinus ATCC 50983
Lineage: Eukaryota; Perkinsozoa; Perkinsida; Perkinsidae
Exons: 3
Coding region: 1-276 (91 amino acids)
Source: RefSeq, a predicted model, not a curated record